AUGAUAAAUGGUCAUGCAUCCAAAGAAGGAGACUGGCCGUGGCAUACGGGCAUUUUGCAUAUUGCAAUAAAUUGGAAUAUUGAGUACAAAUGUGGUGGGACACUAUUGAAUUCACAGUCAGUUUUGACUGCUGCCCAUUGUGUUUAUGAAAACGAUCGAGUCAUAGUGCCGGAAAGGGUCUUAAUACAGCUGGGAAGGAACAAUUUAAAAAUAUCUGGAGCUCAUAGUCAGGACAUUGAAGUCUACCAAAUAGUUCCUCAUCCAAAUUUCAAUGAAUCCAGUUUGGCCAAUGAUAUCGCUAUCGUACGUUUGGCAACCAGAGCUACGUUCAGUAAUUACGUGCAACCAAUUUGUUUGUGGGAAUCGAACAAAGAGGAUUUAUCAGAAGUUGUGGGAAAGCUUGGCACGGUAGUUGGUUUCGGAAUUACAGAACACGAUCAAAUAUCUUAUACGCUUCGGCAAGCUGUCAUUCCGGUGGUUCAUCUAACUACCUGUCUGGAAAGCGAUCGUAACUUUUUCGGAAACUUUUUAUCGGAUUUGACAUUUUGUGCUGGGUUCCGUAAUGGAACCAAUGCGUGUAACGGCGAUAGCGGUGGCGGCCUGACAUUCGCAGAAAAUGGUGUCUAUCGUAUACGAGGUAUCGUGUCCUUAACACAGUCGCGGCGUAAUAGUCAUGAGCGACUCUGUAGAACUGACCAAUACGUCGUUUUUACGGAUGUGGCAAAAUAUUUGCAGUGGAUUGAAGAAAUUGUGCCGGAAUUACCAUCAGGAGAUUGCACUCACUUUGUUUGGACCGACUACGAGGAGGGAACCUGUUGGAUGAAACAAAAUCGUGUCACAGCAAAAGAUGCUCAUCGCAGUGAGGGCAAAGAGGCCAUUUGCGGAAUUGUCGACAAUUUAUCACACAUUGCGUGGAACGAAAGCAAUAUGGCUUUCGGUUGUGACUUUUGGGAAAAUGACCUAGAAGAUGUCGAAACCAAUGACCAUCACGAGUGUAACUAUCGAUGCGCAUUUACAGAAGGUUGCACUCAUUUCGUGUGGAACGAAGACGGUGGAACCUGCUGGAUGAAACAGAACUCGGUUGGCAGAAAAGACGCAUUUGUAAGCAGAGACAAAUCGGUAGCUUGCGGUAUUGUUAAAAGAAUCGAUUGGAAUGGAAACAAUUGGGCUAUGGGAUGUGAUUUUCGAGGAAAUGAUUUGAUAGACGUUCGAUCCGGAAGUCAUGAAUGCCGUGCAUAUUGUGCGGCUAAUCAUCAAUGCACGCACUUCAAUUGGAAUGGAUGGUCCGGCGGAACGUGUUGGAUGAAACAACACAACGGGGUGACGAAAGAUGACGCUAUUAUAACGUCGGAUCCGGAGUCUGUGUGUGGAAUAAAAUAAAUUUUGUUUUUUUGCCGAAAGUCUUGCCAUUAAAAAUAU
Molecule: messenger RNA, 1419 nt
Organism: Bradysia coprophila
Lineage: Eukaryota; Metazoa; Arthropoda; Insecta; Diptera; Sciaridae
Product: ovochymase-2-like
Biological process (GO): proteolysis
Molecular function (GO): serine-type endopeptidase activity
Source: RefSeq, a predicted model, not a curated record